AUGGCAGGCCUUCAGCCUCUGUCAUACACCCAAAUACCAUCAAAUCAUAUACGUCUUCUUCGUCUUAAUACAGACAUCACAAACCCAAGCGUAGGGACACUUGAGGUGGUUGAUCUUGAUCAAGCACCCCCCUUUUACGCUCUCAGCCACUCCUGGGGUACCCAAGUCCAGAGCGUUGCCGUCCAGGUGGAAGGGAAUCUACUGUAUCUAACACCAGGCCUUUCAGCUGGCCUCCGGAUGUUUAAAGGACUAGCAAUCGAAGAAUAUAGCCUGAGCCCUCCACUGAGGUAUAUCUGGAUUGACAGCAUCUGCGUGAAUCAAGAAAGCUUGGCAGAUCGUUCUUCACAGGUAGCUCUGAUGAGAAGGAUUUAUUCAACUUCGAUAACAACGUUAGUCUGGCUGGGCACUGAACUGGCCUGGGGACCGUCUGCAUGGAAGUUGGUUGAGCAGAUUUACGACGUCUUCCAUUCUAGGCAUCCCGCCUCUCAGACAGAGGCUGACAUUCCCGUAAGGAUCUGCUCGGAUUCAUCUCACGCUGAGACGGGGUUACCACAAUGGGAUCAUGAGAGUUGGGGCCACCUGAAACAGUUGAUGGAUAUUGAGUGGUUCUCCAGAAUCUGGGUUGUCCAAGAAGUAGUCCUGUCUCCGAGAGAUCCCAUCAUCAUCUGUGGAAAUCGCCUGUAUCCAUGGCAUCACCUUCAUUGGACAAGUGCUUGGAUGCGCCGGGCCGGAUAUAUGAGGCUGCCACAAAUUCCGGAGAGGCUACUAAACGUGAACAUCAUGGGAAAUCUUCGGAAUAGUCUGACCAAAUGGCCGUUGGACGCUUUGAUGUCAUUUACGCAGACAAAAUUCCAUGCGACGGAUCAGAGAGACAAGAUAUUUGGUCUACUCGGUAUGGCAGCAGAGUGUCAGGACGGUUCAUUGAUGCCGGAGGCCUUGCGCCCAGACUACAGCGUUGACACGGCGCAAACUUACCUGAAAGUAGCCCGCUUCUUACUGCAGAACGGAAGUUCGCUUGCCAUCUUGACUCGCGCGCGUGGUGCAGUGGGCAGCCCGAUGAGGAGACAACGAGUAUACGACCUGGCAGGUUUGCCGUCCUGGGCCCCGGACUGGAGUGACUUUCGGGUCUUCAACAAAGGGAUCCGAGCAAGUCUGGCGCGUGUUCACUUCUCAGAUCCAGAAAAGGCCCCCAAUCUGGGAUUUCCAGACAAUUUCAAUGCCUCUGCUGGGCUUGGGAUAAAGCUUUACAAAAGUGACGAUAAUUCCGUGCUCCGAGUAGGUGGAGAGAAACUGGCAACAGUAACUAAAGUUUACUCCUUUGACGAGAAUGAAGUUUCAAAAGAUGAGUUUGAGCUUGUUCUUGAGUCUAAGAUUCGGAAUGCCUGGAACACAUUCGUCUCAAGUCUCACAUCAGAUACAGCAGACAUGGUGACCUGUGUAACGCGUUUUAUCAGAACGACAACUGCAGAGCGACAUGGGCUUGUUGAACGAUCGUGGGAUCAAAGUUUGAAGGACGGUAUGGCAUAUCUACUUAGCCUGCUAGAGACCAGUGACGAUCGAAUAGCGCUUUCGUUCUUCAACGGCGACAAAAGGAAAUCAAUAGAGCUAUUGAGGCAGCUAUCAGUCGGCGGACAAUCCGAGGAGUACGCCUUUUUGGCCUGCACCUAUUGCUUCAACAGGUCUUUCUUAGUAGCCUCGAUAGGAAACAUUGGCAUCGGCCCAUCCGAUACACAGGUGGGCGAUUGCAUCUCGGUCAUUCUUGGGGGUGAUGUGCCGUAUGUUAUCAGAGAAGAUUGGACAUGGUGGUCACUUGUUGGUGAAAUGUAUCUUGAUGGAUAUAUGAAUGGUGAAGCGGUGCGAGCGAUUGAGGACGGCCAUAUGCAGGAAGAGAUACUGGAAAUCAAGUAG
Molecule: messenger RNA, 1908 nt
Organism: Fusarium sp. VM40
Lineage: Eukaryota; Fungi; Ascomycota; Sordariomycetes; Hypocreales; Nectriaceae
Source: the annotation of a GenBank genome assembly